Molecule: messenger RNA, 3118 nt
Organism: Ornithorhynchus anatinus (platypus)
Lineage: Eukaryota; Metazoa; Chordata; Mammalia; Monotremata; Ornithorhynchidae
Gene: TLR9
Product: toll like receptor 9
Exons: 2
Coding region: 1-3108 (1035 amino acids)
Biological process (GO): toll-like receptor signaling pathway; positive regulation of interleukin-6 production; canonical NF-kappaB signal transduction
Cellular component (GO): plasma membrane
Molecular function (GO): protein binding; pattern recognition receptor activity
Source: RefSeq, a predicted model, not a curated record
AUGGAGGGCAUCCAUGGGAGGUGUCUCGGUUCUCUGCUUAUCCUGGCCCAGGCCCUGGCCCGGGCCCUGGCCCCCCUCCCCAUCUUUCUGCCAUGUCAGUUCCACCACCCGGGAGAGGUGGACUGCGACAACCACGGACUGCGGGCCGUGCCCACCUUCGCCACCGCCCCCCAGGCCAACGUCACCGCCCUACUGCUCCGCUUCAACCGCAUCCACCACCUGCAUGCUGGCGAUUUCACCCGCCUGACCAACCUUCGGCAGCUGAACCUCAAGUGGAACUGCCCCCCUGCCGGGCUGACCAACCUCCGCUUCCCCUGCCGUAUGACCAUUGAGGCGGGUACCUUCGUGGAGCUGCGGCACCUGGAGAUGCUGGACCUGUCGGCCAACAGCAUCUCGACGGUGCCGCCCCUGCCGGCCUCCCUGCAGACGCUCAGCCUGACCCGCACCCAGGUCCUCAGCCUGGACCCGGCCACCUUCUCCCCGCUGCUCAGCCUGCGCCAGCUCUUCAUGGAUGGGAACUGCUACUACAAGAACCCCUGCGGGCGGGCCGUCGAGGUGCCCCCGGGGGCCCUCGCCCACCUGGGCAACCUCACCCGCCUCUCCCUGAAGUACAACAACUUGACGGGGGUGCCCCGGGGGCUCCCGCCCAGCCUGCAGCACCUGUACAUCUCCUACAACCGCAUCAAGCGCUUCUCCGCCACGGACCUGGCCGGCCUGCCUCGCCUGCAGGUGUUGGACCUGAGUGGGAACUGCCGGCGCUGCGACCAUGCGCUCAACCCUUGCGUGGAGUGCAACGGCUCCCUGUGGGUGGAGCCCUCGGCCUUCCGCCGCCUGGGGGCCCUGGAGGGACUGGUGCUGGCCGACAGCUCCCUGCACCAGCUGGACGCCCGCUGGUUCCAGGGCCUGGGGAACCUCCGGGUGCUGGACCUGAGCGAGAACUUCCUCUAUCGGGACAUCACCACCAGCACAGCUUUCCGGGGCCUGGCCAAGCUGGAGAAGCUGCUGCUGGCCUUCAACUACCAGAAGAAGGUCUCCUUCGCCCACCUGGCCUUGGCCCCCUCCUUCCGGGACCUGGAGUCCCUGCAGGAGCUGGACAUGCGAGGGAUCUUCUUCCGGACGCUCACCCGGGACACCCUCCGACCCCUGCAGAGCCUGCGCUCUCUGCACAAGCUGCACCUGCAGAUGAACUUCAUCAGCCAGGUGGACCUGUCAGUCUUUGGCGACUUCCGCGCCUUGAAGUUCGUCGACUUGUCGGACAACAAGAUUGUGGACCACCGGGAGGGUGGGGCCGGGGGCCGGCCGGGAGGGUUCGGUGGGGGCUGGCUCCGGGCCCUGGCCUCCCGGGGGCGGCGGGGACGCAGACCCCCGGCAGAGGACCGGCCCGGCCCCGAUGUCUUCAUGCCGGCCUGCCGGUAUCCUGAGGAGACCCUGGAUCUGUCUCGGAACAACCUGGUGACCAUCCGCCCAGACAUGUUCUCCAACCUGUCGGGCUUCAAGUGCCUCCGGCUCUCCCGGAAUGGCAUCGCGCAGGCUGUGGAUGGCACCCAGUUCACGCCGCUGGCCCAGCUGCGCCUGCUGGACCUGUCCCACAACAAGCUGGACCUGUACCACGGCAGCUCCUUCUCCGAACUGCCCCUCCUGGAGGCCCUGGACCUCGGCUACAACAGCCAGGCCUUCAUGAUGCGGGGCAUCGGCCACAACCUGAGCUUCGUGGGCCGGCUGCCUCGCCUGCGUUUCCUUAGCCUGGCCCACAACCAGAUCGCCCGCCGGGUCUCCCCCAGGCUCUGCAGCACCUCCCUGGAGGCCCUGGACUUCAGCGGGAACCGGCUGGACGUCAUGUGGCGGGAGGGGGAUAUGUACCUGAGCUUCUUCCGGGACCUGAGCGGCCUGACCAGGCUGGACCUCUCCCAGAACCGCCUCGGGACCCUCCCGGACCGGGCCCUGGCCUGCCUCCCUCCGACUCUGAGGGUGCUCUGGGCCCGGGGCAACCACCUCUCCUUCUUCAACUGGACCAGCCUGCAGCUCCUCCCCGGCCUGGAGGAGCUGGACCUGUCAGGCAACCGGCUGGCAGGCUUGGCCAAUGGCAGCCUCCCCGCCGGGACGGGCCUCCGCAAGCUGGUGCUCAGUGGCAACCGGCUGGACUAUAUAGCCUCCGGCUUCUUCUCCGGGGCCUCCCAGCUGAGCCUGCUCAACCUGAGCCACAACGCGCUUGGCACCGUGGAGCGGGCCUGGUUCGGCCACUCCAUCUCCAGCCUGCGGCUGCUGGACAUCCGGGCCAACCCCCUGCUCUGCACCUGCGACUCGACUUUCCUGGCCUUCGUGCUGGCCAUCCAAGACCGCAUCCCCCGCCUGACUGACCUGGUGGUCUGCGGUGCCCCGUACCAGCUCAAGGGCCGCAGCAUCUUCACCCGGGACCUGCGCUUCUGCCCCGACGGGGCCCUCUCCUGCAGCUGCUUCGCCCUCUCCUCCCUCGCCGUCAUCGCCUUGCUCUCCGGGCCCACCCUGCAUCACCUCUAUGGCUGGGACCUCUGGUACAUCUUCCACCUGGGCCUGGCCCGGCUCCGGGGCUGGCGGGCCGGGGGGCUGGCCGGUGGCCGGCGAGGCCGAGGUCCUCCUGGGGAACCAGACCCGGCCUACGACGCCUUUGUGGCCUUUGACAAAGCCCAGGGGGCCGUGGCCGAUUGGGUCUACCACGAGCUGCGGGUCACCCUGGAGGAGAAGUCCCGCUUCCGGCUCUGCCUGGAGGAGCGGGACUGGCUCCCGGGGAAGAGCCUCAUCGAGAACCUGUGGAACUCCGUCUACGGGAGCCACAAGACGGUCUUCGUCCUUUCCGCCAUCCGGCCCAUCAGCGGGCUGCUCCGGGCCAGUUUCCUGCUGGCCCAGCAGCGCCUGCUGGACGACAAGCAGGAUGUGGUGGUGCUGGUCAUCCUGGGCCAGCCACGCAAGCGCUCCCGCUACCUGCUCCUCCGGCAGCGCCUCUGCCCCCAGACCGUCCUCUUCUGGCCUCGCCAGCCCAGCGGCCAGGGGGACUUCUGGCGCCGACUCCGGGCGGCCCUGGGCAAGGACAAUCGCCACUUCUACGACCGCAACUUCUGCCGGGGCUUCUGAGCUCGGCAGG